Lingula anatina is the source of this 2321-nucleotide messenger RNA. RefSeq names its product sorting nexin-6. Lineage: Eukaryota; Metazoa; Brachiopoda; Lingulata; Lingulida; Lingulidae. Gene Ontology annotation, molecular function: phosphatidylinositol binding. The record is from RefSeq and is a predicted model, not a curated record.
UCAAAGGCAGCAGCCAUGAUGGACGGAAGUGAUGAAGGUCCUGACCUGUUGGCUGAGGACAAGCCACGGUCAGUGUCUGUUGAUCUUGAAACUGAUACUUCGCUGCAAGUAGACAUCUCUGAUGCCUUGAGUGAAAGAGAUAAAGUCAAAUUUACUGUGCACACCAAGACCACCCUUCCUGAAUUCAAGCAGCCAGAAUUCUCAGUAGUACGACAGCACGAGGAAUUUGUUUGGCUGCAUGACAGAUAUAAUGAAAAUGAAGAGUAUGCUGGUAUUGUGAUACCUCCUGCCCCACCCAGACCUGAUUUUGAUGCAUCUCGGGAGAAGCUGCAGAGACUGGGAGAAGGAGAGGGAACAAUGACCAAAGAGGAGUUUCAGAAGAUGAAACAGGAACUAGAAGCUGAGUACCUUGCAACAUUCAAGAAGACUGUAGCAAUGCAUGAAGUUUUCUUACAGCGGUUAGCAGGUCAUCCUCAACUUAGGAAUGAUGUCAAUUUUAAAGUAUUCUUAGAAUAUGACCAAGAUUUAAGUGUAAGAGGAAAGAACAAAAAAGAAAGAAUAAGUGGCUUCUUCAAAAAUAUGACAAAGACAGCAGAUGAAGUUCUUCUCUCCAAUCAAAAGGAUGUGGAUGAAUUCUUUGAGUCAGAGAAAGGUUUUUUGGUGGAGUAUCAUUCAAAGAUCAAAGAUGCCACGGCAAGAGGAGACAAGUUAACCAGGGCACAUAAGAAUGUUGCAGAUUCCUACAUAGCUAUAUCUUCGGGACUUACACAGCUAGCAACAAUAGAGAAUACAGAAUUAGAUAAACUGUUUACUAAAUUAGCAGAAUUCUUUGAAAAGGCUCGGAAACUUGAAGGCAGAGUAGCUUCAGAUGAAGACUUAAAACUUUCUGACACCUUGCGGUAUUACAUGAGGGACUCCUCUGCUGGUAAAGACCUUUUGUAUAGGCGGCUUAGGUCAUUGGCUGACUAUGAGAAUGCAAAUAAAGCCUUAGACAAAGCCAGGUCAAAGAACAAAGAUGUACAUACUGCAGAAACUCAGCAACAAGCUGCUUGUGAUAAGUUUGAAAAGAUUUCAGAAACAGCCAAAGGAGAGUUGACCAAUUUUAAGACCAGAAGAAUAGCCCAUUUUCGUAAAAAUAUGGUAGACUUGGUGGAGUUAGAGUUAAAACAUGCAAAGGCCCAGGUCCAGCUGCUCAAGAAUACGCUAGCAAAUUUGAAAGAAGACUUGUAAAGGGCGUCAUGUGGGAAUAAUCAUAAAUGCAACUAAAUUCUUGAAAGAAAUUAAAGACUAACAUAAUUUUGUUUAAAUGUAGACGGUGUGUUGAGAAUCCCUCUUCAAAUCACUCCCUUCUUAGAUGUAUAAAAAAAGUGAUUGUACAUAUAACAUCAGCCUACUCUGCCUAAGCUAUGGAUAGAUGAAGAUGAAAUGUUGCUGCAUUGGCUUUAAACUAUCUUCCCUCCUUGGUGCUUUACUGUGGAUACAAGGCAAUACAAAUGUCAUUCUUGAUGUGAACCUUUCCUAGGUUAUAAGCUGUAAUUGUGCAUUUCAUUUUUUUAAAGUUAUGUUUGCACUGUCUUAGCUGUUAUCAUGUGAAAAAAAUUGGUCAGAAAAAAUUAAGAAUAUCAGCAUUGUUAUGAUAGUUGAGGAGUGAUAGUUGAAAGUUAACUGUCCAUGCUUCAGUAGUUAAAGUUGAUUUUCUGAUCAACUGUUCUUUACUGUCCGGAAUCUUUUAUCAUCAAGUCAUUGACUACAAUUACUCCCCUACAGGCGCUCAAUUAUGGCAUUCCAUACUCUCUGUAAUAUAUUUUAUAUUAAUCUGGAAUUUACAUUUACCCCUGUAAAGGUAGAUUUCACUGAUAUAUCAUUUCAUAGUUUUUUUUAGCUUACAGUGUGUGGUAAAAAAUGUACAGUAAAAAAUGGGAAAAGGUUCAAAAGAAACAAAUUGUUAAUUUUGCAUAGUCUGAUAAGUAUUCCUUUGGAAUGCAUUGUAGAUAAUUUAAGCACCCAUUCAUGUUGCAAUUUGACAAAUCUAGUAGAAAACUCCACAAUAUGUUGAAACUAUUUUAAACUAUUUUGAAAUUUUAUAUUGCAGUUUCAACCAGGCUAUAGUAUCAUGAAAUGCUAUGUAAAUAUAUACCGAUUUGAGAAAUAUUUUAUUUUCUGUAGCAUUAAAAUAAAAAACACAUGUUGAAGACAGAGAUGUUAUUUUGCCCAUCAAUGAUGAUGAUAUUGUGUAGAACAUCUAAAUGUUGCAGGGUUUUGUUUGUAUCAAGUAUAUAAAUUGAUCACAUGCACACAAAUAAAAUAUAUGUAAUAUGAAA